AUGGUCGCUCGCGGCAUGAACAUGUCCAUCGGAUCACCACCGCAACCACUCGCCUUCAUGCCGCUCGUGCCGCUGAACAACACACUUCUGUACGGCACAGACGGAUACUGUCUCGCGGGCAGUCCAGGCGCCGGUCCGUGGGCCAAUGCGGGCUUGAGCGCGAAUGCGUACCUGUAUGACGGCGCCAACGAUACGGUGCUCGGAGGCUCGACAUAUCCCAAGUUCACGCACGUGGCCGACACGCUGCGGCUCAACAGCAACGUCACCCUGGACGGCUUCCCGAUGAGCAUUGCCCUGAGCGACUGGGGCGAGCAGGCGUAUACGCCGAUGAUGGGCAUCGGCCUCGGCACGAAUUCGACCCUCCUGAAUCUGCUCGCGUCGUCGGGCCAGAUUGCCUCCCGGAGCUGGUCCUAUUUCUGGGGCCGCACCACCGUUCCAGGCGGCGCGUCCGGCACGUCCGAACAACUGGGCGGCAGCGUCGUCUUUGGCGGCUACGACCGGGCCAAGGUGACUGGGGCCAAGUACACGCAGUCCAUGACGACGACCGAGCCCAACUGCCCUUCACAGCUCCUCGUGACCAUUACGGACAUUGUGCUCAACUUUGCCAACGGCAGCGAGGCCAGCCUCUUCCCGGCCUCGAGCUCGGCCGCGAUGACGGCCUGCCUCACGCCGGCGCUGCCCACGCUGAUGUGGCUGCCGCUCGACUCCUACUUUAAUACCAUGCUCGACUUGACGAACAACAGCAUCUACGCCAUGGGCCGGUCGGUCGGCAUUUACUACUGGAACAUGCGUUACGAACCGUCGGGGUUUGAUCCAUACGACGGCGACCUCACCAUCACGCUCCAGUCCGGCCUCUCCGUCCGUAUCCCCAACGACCAGCUCGUGCGUCCCCAUACCGCCAUCGACCAGACCACCGGGAACAUCCUCGUCAACACGACGGCGCCGGACCUCGUGAUUGACUCGCUGCAGAAUGUGCAGGCGACGAAACUCGCACAACUCGGCUGGCAGUUCUUCUCGUCGGCGUACCUGCUCGUCAACCAGGACGCGCGCGAGUUCACGCUCUGGGCGGCGAAUCCGACGGCUGCGGAGGACCUGGUCGCCGUGGACACCACGGGCGCGGAGAUCACAGACUUUUGCGCGUCCUCGGCGGGAACAAACACCACAGCGGGAAGCGGCGGUGCUCCCGGCCCUGGGCAUGCCUCGCCGCCCACGGGCGUCAUUGUCGGCAGCGCAGUCGCCGCCGUGGCCGUCAUUGGCAUUGUCGUUGGUCUCCUGGUGUGGUGGUUGCGGCGGCGGCGACGGCUGCAGGCGACGACACCCACCCGUGGUGCGGAGCAAGACCGUCAAGACCGUCCAGGGCUCGGCGUGCCGCAAGCAGAGCAUGCCGCUGCGGACCACGGCAGCUUCAUUGCCUACAAAAAGACGGGGCUGGACGGGAAUGCACUACCGCAGGAACUGUACACGAGUCCUGGGCCGCAUGAAAUGCGUUACACAAUGAUGCAUGGUACGGUGCCCGGAGAGCGAGUACAGUACGAACUGGAAGGAUAA
Messenger RNA from Sporothrix brasiliensis 5110, 1548 nucleotides. RefSeq lists its product as uncharacterized. The record is from RefSeq and is a predicted model, not a curated record. The coding region runs from base 1 to 1548 and encodes 515 amino acids. Lineage: Eukaryota; Fungi; Ascomycota; Sordariomycetes; Ophiostomatales; Ophiostomataceae. The transcript has 4 exons.